AUGAAGCCGGCCAUAUACCUUGAUAAAGCAGCCUCGCACCGUAAUCAAAUCUCGAAAACAUCGAAUAAGGGCAUGCUUGCUCUGUGGUCUAUAAUAUCGGGUCGGAUGGUCAAAGUGAAUGUGCGGGUACCACGGGUAAUAUACGUGAAUGACCGAGAGGAAGAAGGAAGUGGCGGUGUGUUGGUGAAACGUAUUCUUCCUCGGCUGAAGCCUAUUUUUAAUCUUCGACGAUAUACGAUCGAUGAGCGGGUGUUUGAGUCGAGCUUAAACCGGUUGAACAGGGAGCUGUGUGCAAUGCGAAUUGAGGGUGUUUACGAAUCGCAAGUGCCACCACUGUUUCGAGCUUUGCUUAGCCUGGGCUGUAGCUGUCGGCUGAAGCCCGAUGUGGAGUAUGCCGCAUCAGCAACAUAUGAUUUUGAGCAGCUCGAAUCGGAUUUUUCGGUGGAUUAUCUUCCAGAAAACAGUACUCACAAGUUAUUUUUUUAUGAACAUCAACAGGGCAGACGAGGCGUUAUGGCCUUUUUCAGUACUGCUGCAAAAGAAGCAAAUGUAAUUGUGGUGAAUAAAACUCAGUUAGAAUUGCCGAAUCUGAUAAAUUUGUAUAACACCGAGAAAGCGGCUUUGUAA
Molecule: messenger RNA, 627 nt
Organism: Gongylonema pulchrum
Lineage: Eukaryota; Metazoa; Nematoda; Chromadorea; Rhabditida; Gongylonematidae
Source: the annotation of a GenBank genome assembly